AUGAUAGCGAUGGAGAAUACAAGCAGAGGGGACUCAGAUUUGGAAGAAAGAUAUGGAAUCAUCCAUACUCCUGAACAUGAGGCUGGAGAACUUGGAAACUAUACAACUGAAGGAAGCUUGCAGCAGUCAUCUACUUUCCUGCUGGAAUGUACUGAAACAGAUACUGAAAUACAGGCCCCAGAAGCUGGGAGCACAUUUGUUGAGGAACUGGACCAGGAGAAUGGGACUACUGUCCUAAAUGAAGGAGAUGAAGACCCCAAUGAUUUCCAAAAAGAUAAAGCUGAAGCAGAAGUUGAUGGUGAUGAAGACUAUAUGUUCCCAAGUCCAGAAGAAUUGGAGAAGUCUAGAGCUCCAGAGGUUGGCAUGAUAUUUUCGACACUACAAGACGCGCAUCGUUUUAUCAAUGUCCAUGGGCAAGUUACUGGAUACACAGUGAUUAAAGGAACAAAUUACAAGCACAAGAAGAUAAGAUUUGUGUGCAAUAAAAGUAGGAAAACAAAACAAGCUGAUACAAGACCGAAGAAGAGGAGAAGAGAUGCUAUUGUGCAUACUCAAUGCCCCAUGAAGGUGACUGUGAAACUUGUUGCAGAGAGGUGGGAGAUUAUAGGAGUUAUGAAUGAACAUAAUCACCCACUUUGGAGUUCACCUUUGUUGACCAGAUUUUUCAUGAGCCACAAGCACAUGUCAGAGGAAGAGAGACACUUCUCAAGAGUAUUGCAAGAAAGCAAAAUUAAACCAACAAAGAUAAUGGAAAUUUUCAAGAAAUUACAGGGGAGAUUUAAGAAUAUACCUGUGAGUAAAGUGGAUGUCAACAACUUGAAACAGUCUGGCAGAGUGAUGAAGACUAGGAAUACAGAUAUUGGAAGCACACUAGAACAUGUGAGAAAAUUGCAAAAGGAGCAACCUGGGUUGUACUAUGCUAUGAAGACUGAUGAAGAUAGUGCUAUAAGAAGUAUCUUUUGGACAGAUGUGCGAGCUAGACUGGAUUAUGCUUUAUUUGGAGAUUCCAUUCAUAUUAAUACAACUUAUAGAACCAAUGCAUACAACAUGCCGUUUGCAUCAUUAUUUGGAAUUAAUGGGCAUGGUAAGCCAACUGUCUUUGGUUGGGCUCUGCUUGAAAAUGACGAGGCAGAGACAUUCUCUUGGUUAUUCAGGACAUUCUUGGAUGUGAUGGAUGACAAGAAACCAAGUAUUAUAAUGACUCGUCAGGAUUCAGCUAUGCAGAAAUCAAUUGCAGAGGUAUUCCCUACAGUUUUUCAUCGGUUUAGCAUGUGGCAUGUAAUGAGGGAAGCUGCAGUUGAAUUUGGAGGUUUUAUGGCAAACAGACCUGGAAUGGAUGCUGAGAUGUCAUGUCUUGUUUUGAAUUCUUUAACUACUGAAGAUUUUGAGAAUGGUUGGAAAGCAAUGCUUAAGAAAUAUAAUGCAGAAAUAAAUGCACACUUGAAGCAAAUGUAUUGGACAAGAUCUAUGUGGGUGCCAGUUUACUUCAAACAUGUGUUUUGCCCAUUUAUACGUUCCUUCGGAGGUUGUGAGAGCACAAACUCAAUCUUCAAGGACUAUGUUCUGCAGGAGGAUAACAUUGAAACCUUCAUCGGUCAGUGUAACAUUUUCCAAGAGCAGGUUGUUAGCAUUGAUAGAUUUGAGUCAAGUAUUCAAAAGCCAAUAUACUGCACAAGGCAACCAAUAGAAAGGCAUGCUGCAGAAAUUUACACAGUGGGACUGUUCUUAAAAUUUCAGAAAGAGCUACUUGAUGCAUCUGCUUUCAAUGUUUUUGAAGAGGAAAAGGACAGAAUUUAUACAGUGAAGAGAGUGCUGGAAUAUGAAGAUGCUGAAUUUCUGAAUGAUUCCUUCUCUGUUGAAGUUGACAUGGAAAAAAAGAUAUUUAAUUGCAUAUGUUCGAAGUUUGAGCGAGAUGGAAUACUUUGUUGCCAUGUUCUAAGGCUUUUCACACAGUUUGGAAUUAACGAGAUACCUGAACACUAUAUCAGGCAAAGGUGGACAAAGAAGUUCAGAGGGCAGGAGUUACAAAAACUUUGUACAGAAAAGACAGGAUCAGAUGCUUCACAAAAUGUGCUGAGGUAUGCUAUGCUUAUGAACAAGACAGCAGAUACUUGUGCUUCUGUAAGCAGGGAUCCAAAUCGAAGUCAAAUAUUCUUGGAAGAGCUCGAAAGGAUUCAACAGAAGCUCUCAAGCAGAGAAUAG
Miscanthus lutarioriparius is the source of this 2202-nucleotide messenger RNA. NCBI's taxonomy places the organism in Eukaryota, Viridiplantae, Streptophyta, Magnoliopsida, Poales, Poaceae. The record is from the annotation of a GenBank genome assembly.